Messenger RNA from Cryptococcus amylolentus CBS 6039, 698 nucleotides. RefSeq lists its product as hypothetical. Bases 181 to 681 code for a protein of 166 amino acids. NCBI's taxonomy places the organism in Eukaryota, Fungi, Basidiomycota, Tremellomycetes, Tremellales, Cryptococcaceae. The transcript is spliced from 5 exons. The record is from RefSeq and is a predicted model, not a curated record.
GUCAGCCUGUAGAACGGCCUAACGAGCUGCUGUGGCGUGUGCGGCAGAGAACACUCAAUGACCCUUAUUCUUCUUCUUCCCCGCAUUUUGUCGCCUACUAUGGAAGUAUAUAAGAGGGCAAGUGUUUGACAAGCCUAGCAAUCAGGUCUACUCUCCUAUCUCACAAUCUGCUCUGAGACAAUGAUGAUGACAAGACCACCUGCACUUCCUUACAGCCCUCGCGAAGCAAACAACUACCUCCAGUAUUCGUUCAGGACAGCUCGGAAUCGCAUGGUUGCUGCCUACGGGCGAGGAGGACACCCAGGCAUUAUUGGACUGGAUAACUUUGGUAGCUGGAUGGAAGACAACUUCAACAUAUUUGCCACCCUGCAUCGAGACAACGUCUUGGAACCAGUCACGAUUGAUUGCGCCCUUGAUGCCUGUCGGGACAUGCUUGCUGUGCAUACGCUUCCACCAGACUCCUGGAUCCAAUGGGUGGCCCUCAUUCGACACCACAUCAAUCCAUUCACAAGAUACUUUGACUACCCGUAUGAUGUUCAGCAUUUGAUUGAAGAUGGAAAUAGCAAUGCUCAGGCCAGCACUGGAGUAUACGAGGACGAGUAUGGCAGAUACGGAGGAGGCAGGUCGCCAUCUCCAGACUCCGAUAUGCCUUCUAUCAUUCGCGCAUACUAUCCACCCUGAUGUGCACACCCGAAUUG